AUGGCGCCGCCUAGUGACACUAUCAAAACCAAUUUCGAUGCUUCUCUUCGUUCGGCGGAAUCUAAGUGUAGUUUGGGAGGCCUUGCUAGAACUUCUAAUGGUAAGUGUGUUGUUUGGUUUUCUUAUUGCCUCAAACAAAAUCUUGAUCCCGUUGUUGCCGAGGCUAUGGCAGCUCUUAAGGCCGUGAAAUUUGCACUGGCUCGUCAAUUUUUCCGAAUCGUACUUGAAGGAGAUUCAAGCACUUUAGUUGCAGCCAUUCGAUGCAAGGAAGGGUUACGCACCAGCUACGGAAAUCUUAUAGCUGACAUUAAAAGGUUAGCUACUCAUUUCGAAGAAUUUGAAGUUUGCUAUGUUAAAAGGGAUGGUAAUCGUGCCGCUCAUGAGAUCGCUAGAUUAUCAUCUAUGUCUACUUUCUCAGCAAAUGUUCUUCCUGCUGCUAUUUCGGAUAUUGUAAUGUCUGAUUCUCAAUAA
Molecule: messenger RNA, 471 nt
Organism: Erythranthe guttata (spotted monkey flower)
Lineage: Eukaryota; Viridiplantae; Streptophyta; Magnoliopsida; Lamiales; Phrymaceae
Source: RefSeq, a predicted model, not a curated record